AUGGCUAACUCAUCGUAUGUCGGCGACUGCGUCGCACCCUUCCUUGACGCCUCGAAAUUCCCUAGUAACGAAGGAUUCCUUGCUGGUCGGUUCUGCGAGACGAUCCUCAACCUUCCAAAUCAGCCAACAUGCUGUCUACCGUGUCCAGCCAGUGACUACAUCUAUCCACAAAGCUUUGGUACCUCCAUCGCAGCGGCUUCAUGGCUCAAUGUUGCUGGCCUGGCAUUAAUGGCUUUCUUGCUGCUUUCAUAUCUUAUUCUACCAGCGCAAAAGACCCGCAGCCAUUACCUUAGCGUCUGUCUGAUCGUCUCGAUAAUGAUGAUCGCCAUCGGAUUCACCAUUCCGCUAGGCUCGAAACCUCAACAAUGCCAUAAUGAGAUCACGCCGAACGAUAUGUACUCCAGCCUCGAAUGUGCGUUUAGUGGCGCUUUUGUCGUCGCCGGUGGUCUCUCCGUGGUGGUAUGGAUUCUCAUUCGAGCUUUAUCGAUGAACUUACAGAUCUGCUGGGAUAUCGUGCCCGGCAACAAGUUCUUCUAUGCCUCGCAAGCACUCGGAUGGGGCGUUUCUGCAACGCUCUUUUCCCUGACUAUUGCUUUGACGGGCGUCAGCUUCCGGAUGGGCGAUACCUGCCACGUCAAUCAUCAACACGCUAUGGGUGUCUUCUGGGGUCCGUUGCUCUUCAUGGCAGGUGCGGCAGGGAUACUCCAGCUGGGCACUUUCAUCUACUGCAUCAAUGUUUACCUCAAGAAUCUUUGGACCGAACAAAACGGCCACCAUCAUAAUCCCUCGAGCGGCACACCCGGCUCGAUCAAGAAAGGACUCCCUUCAUAUCAAUCCUCCAGCGGCAGCAGCCAACGCGGUUCAACAGCGCGUGCCGUCUAUCAACGUCUGAAGAAAGUCCUCUGGCUACAGUGGCGCGGUCUGUUCAUCGUCACCAUCAUUCUCGUCGACGUCGUCUACUUCUCCGUCAUCUUUGUUUGGCUCGACAGUCAACAGACUACCAUCGGCCAGGACUGGAAUGAGGUCGGUCCAUGGAUCAUCUGCAUGAUUCAGGAUCCCUCUGCAAAGGGUCGCAACCACUGCAUGCCGCUCAUCCAGCCUUUCCUCGUCAGCGAGGGCGUGCUGGUCUCGGUACUGAUGCUCCUCUCCGUCGCUGGAAUGCAAUGCUUCCUCCUCCUCGCCCGUCCCUCAUUGUUCUCUGCUUGGUGGACAUUGCUCCGCAAAGGACCCUCGAGCGCUGCCCAACAACCUGAGUUCAUCGAUCUAGAUGCU
This is a messenger RNA of Dissoconium aciculare CBS 342.82, 1272 nucleotides long. RefSeq lists its product as uncharacterized. The annotation marks the transcript as partial. The transcript is spliced from 2 exons. The record is from RefSeq and is a predicted model, not a curated record. Lineage: Eukaryota; Fungi; Ascomycota; Dothideomycetes; Mycosphaerellales; Dissoconiaceae.